GCGGCGGCGGGGCGGGCGCCGUUUAGCGCCUCCCCCGGGAAGUGGCGGCGCUGCUCGCUCGGGCAGCGCUUGCUCAGGCCUGGCGGCGGCGGCGGCGGGGCCGCGCCGGGAAAGGCGGCCAUGGAGCCGGCGGGUGGCGGCGGGAGGCAGGCGGCGGCGGCGGGCAUCGCUGUGCACGACUUCAGCGGGCAGCUGGGCGAGCAGCUGGUGCACUUCCACGCCAUGCGGCUGCGGGACUCGCUUUUCCUCUGGGUGGGCGCCGCGCCCGCCCUCGCCAGCCUCGCUGUGGCCAUGUGCAGCCCCCGCGACAGCGUCCCGGUGUCGGCGUCGCUCCUGGGGGACCCCUCCGACCCGGCCGCCGUGUCCCUGGCCCGGCGCCUAGCCAGGAAGACCAAAAAACAGAUAUUUGUCAGCUAUAACCUUCAAAACACAGACAGCAAUUUCAGCUUACUCAUAGAAAACAGGAUCAAAGAAGAAAUGAUGGCUUUUCCAGAGAAGUUCUGACUGCAUCAUUGUAAACUAACUUGAGGUUUUUGUUUUAGAAAAACUGAGUGCAAUUUCCACACUGACAUUAAGUUACUAUUUUGAAAACUUGUUUUGUAUUGUUUUGAUUGAAUUUGCAUUUGUUAUUAAAUUCUGCAAUGUUGGACCUGGA
Dromaius novaehollandiae (emu) is the source of this 655-nucleotide messenger RNA. RefSeq names its product proteasome assembly chaperone 4 (gene PSMG4). The transcript is spliced from 3 exons. The coding region runs from base 121 to 504 and encodes 127 amino acids. NCBI's taxonomy places the organism in Eukaryota, Metazoa, Chordata, Aves, Casuariiformes, Dromaiidae. Gene Ontology annotation, biological process: proteasome assembly. The record is from RefSeq and is a predicted model, not a curated record.